AUGAAAGAAAGGAAAGCAGAAAGGAUUCUGAGCACUGUGUUUAGAGAUUGGUCAUCCAUGACCAAUUACGAGCAUAGUGGAGGAGGUAUAAUUUGGUUACUUUGGAGAGACACGGUUCGCAUGACUCCGGUCUACAAGUCUGACCAGCUUAUCACUUGUUCGGUGGCGCUGCAGAAUGAAGAAGAUUUUAUGUGUUCGUUUGUUUAUGCAAGUAACCAGGCAGAUGAAAGGAAAGGGUUGUGGGAGGAUCUAUGUCACCAUCAUGAUUCUCCAUUGUUUCAAGGCAAAGCUUGGAUAAUUAUGGGAGAUUUUAACGAGAUUCUCGAUGGUAGAGAACACUCGGGAGUAGACAGUUUGGUGAGAUGGCCAUCGGACUCAGAGAAGAUCAGACGGCCUUUCAAAUAUGUCAAUGCCAUAGGAAAGCUCCCAAACUUUUUGCCCAUGGUAAAGGAGUACUGGGAGUCUACUGAGAAAUUGUUUCUUUCUACCUCUGCCAUGUACCGCUUCUCGAAGAAACUAAAGAAUCUGAAGCCGUUGAUACAAGAGAUAGGAAGAGAGAAGUUACGAAACUUAACUGUUAGAGAAAAGGAGGCUCACAACAUUCUUUGUGAAAAGCAGAGGAACACAGUAGCUAAUCCCACCACGAGUGCAAUCCACGAGAAAGUUGUAGCUUACGAUAAGUGGCUACAUGUAGCAGAAUUGGAGGAAAAUUUCCUGAAACAGAGAUUAAAGCUACACUGGUUGGAUGUGGGCGACCAAAAUAAUAAGACUUUCCACAACUCGAUCAGAACUAGACAAGCGCAGAACACCAUGAGAGAGAUCAGAUGUCGGGAUGGAAGCACUGCUACCUCACAUAUGGCGAUCAAGACAGAGGCAGAGAGCUUCUUCUCAGAGGUCCUCAACCUGGUCCCAACAAACUUUAUAGGCGUUUCAGUAGAGGAACUGAGGGAUCUUCUGGAUUUUGAAUGCACCACUGGAGAUUGUAGUCAGUUGCAAGCGGAAGACUUCACCAUUGCAGUUCAGUCAGUGUUUCAACUGGGCUUUCUCCCGAAAGGUAUUAACUCGACCAUUCUUGCUCUCAUUCCCAAAAAGGCUGUUGCACAAGAAAUGAUGGACUACAGGCCCAUUGUGUGUUGCAAUGUCCUUUACAAAGUGGUGUCAAAAAUCAUAGCCAACAGACUGAAGGUCAUUCUACCAAGGAUUAUUGCUGAAAACCAAUCUGCAUUUGUGAAAGGUAGACUGCUAAUGGAAAACGUUUUGCUGGCAUCAGAGGUCGUGAAGGACUAUCACAAAGAUUCGAUCUCUCCACGCUGUGCAAUGAAAGUUGAUAUUUCAAAGGCGUUUGAUUCAGUGGAGUGGUCAUUUCUGCUGAAUUGUCUACUUGCUAUGGGAUUCCCGGAGAGAUUCAUACACUGGAUCAGGUUAUGUAUCACCACAGCCUCUUAUUUAGUACAAGUUAAUGGAGAAUUAGCUGGCUAUUUCCAGAGUACUAGAGGUCUGAGACAGGGGUGUUACCUUUUGCCGUAUCUCUUUGUGAUAUGUAAGAACGUUCUAUCGUAUAAAAUAGAUCAAUCUGCGAGGGAGAAGAGAUUCAGAUUGCAUCCCCGGUAUCAAUCCUUGGCUCUCACGCAUCUUUGUUUUGCUGAUGACUUGAUGGUUUUUGUGGAGGGUUCAAAAGAGUCAAUUGAAGGUGCUCUGGCUGUUUUGAGGAUUUUGCAGUUUGGUCGGGGCUCUCCAUAA
Molecule: messenger RNA, 1740 nt
Organism: Brassica oleracea var. oleracea
Lineage: Eukaryota; Viridiplantae; Streptophyta; Magnoliopsida; Brassicales; Brassicaceae
Exons: 3
Coding region: 1-1740 (579 amino acids)
Source: RefSeq, a predicted model, not a curated record